Messenger RNA from Nerophis lumbriciformis (worm pipefish), 4398 nucleotides. The record is from RefSeq and is a predicted model, not a curated record. Lineage: Eukaryota; Metazoa; Chordata; Actinopteri; Syngnathiformes; Syngnathidae.
AUGGGGCUCAGCACAGACAAAGACGAGGGAUCAAGAGUGAUUGUGGAGGGAUCAGUGGAAGAAGGUGAAUCUUCAGAGUGUGGAGGAACCUGGGAUGAAUCAACUCUCCAGACAGACUCAACAACAGUCAAAGCACUUGAGUCCAAGGACGAACGCGGGGCUGUUCCUGAGGAUAGGGAACAAGAAGAGCCCGGUGAACAUGACGACGAGCUCGACGAUGACUCCAUAUUCACCUGUGACAACUGUCAGCAAGACUUUGAAUGUUUGGCGGAACUAACAGAACAUAGAACGAACCACUGUCCAGCAGACGGCGAUGAUGACCCAGCGGGGCUGUCCUGGGUGCCGUCCUCGCCCUCCAGCAAAGACGUGGCAUCACCUUCACAGAUGCCCGACGGAUGUUGCGACCUCGGCAUGGCUACAGGUGGCGAGGAGGAAGGCGGUGCCGGUCUGCCAUACCCGUGUCAAUUCUGCGACAAGUCCUUCAGUCGGCUGAGCUACCUGAAGCGCCACGAGCAGAUCCACAGUGACAAACUGCCUUUCAAGUGCACCUUUUGCAGCCGCCUCUUUAAACACAAGCGGAGCAGAGACCGCCACGUCAAACUCCACACAGGAGACAAGAAAUAUAGUUGCCAAGAGUGUGAGGCUGCAUUUUCCCGCUCUGACCAUCUAAAGAUCCAUCUCAAGACACACAGCUCCAGCAAACCAUUUAAGUGCAGCGUUUGCAAACGAGGCUUCUCAUCGACAUCAUCCUUGCAGAGCCACAUGCAGGCACAUCGCAAGAACCGUGAGCAUGUAGCGCUGAGGAGCGAAAAGGACAGCGGCAAAAAGGGAGCGGUGGGAGAGGUAGACCUGGAGCAGGACCUUUACAUGUGCGACUACUGCGAAGAGACCUUCAGCCAAACCGACGAGCUGGAGAAACACGUCGUGACCCGUCACCCCCAGCUGUCUGACCGAGCAGACUUGCAAUGCAUCCACUGCCCUGAGAUAUUCCUGGACGAGGCCUCGCUCCUCACUCAUAUUGACACGCAACAUGCCAACCGCAAACACAAAUGUCCUGUUUGUUUAGAACAAUUCCCCUCUGUGGAGGAUGUCUACUGCCACCUUGACAGCCACCGCCAGCCUGACUCUUCCAAUCAUAGUGCCGCUAGCCCUGACCCUGCAUUAGGGAGUGUGGCCUCAAUGAGUUCGGCCACUCCGGACUCAAGUGCCAGCCUGGAGAGAGGAUCCACCCCCGACUCCACCCUGAAGCCCGGCCAAGGCAGUGAACGAGGCAGAAGAAGAGGCAACGACAGUGGGGAAGAGAUGGGGAUAAGCUUAGUGCAUCCGGGUGGAGGUGGAGGAGGAAACUGGGCUAAAGUGACAUACUCUUGUCCUUACUGCUCCAAGAGAGACUUCAAUAGCCUAGCAGUGUUAGAGAUCCAUUUAAAAACCAUCCACGCCGACAAACCACAGCAGAGCCACACUUGUCAGCUCUGCCUGGACACACUGCCGACGCUCUACAAUCUCAACGAACAUGUGCGCAAAGCUCACCGUUCCAGCGGAGGAGCCGCAAGCCCGGCAGCAGCGGCUUUUCCCCUUCUGCAGUUCACUAACGUGACAGCAUUCCAUUGUAACUACUGCCCUGAUAUGUUCGGAGACAUUAACUCGUUGCAAGAACACAUUAGAGUGUCUCACUGUCUGCCUAGUGGAAUUAUGGCAGGGUCCACCACAUUAGAGGGGAAUCACGCCUUCUUCUGCAACCAGUGCUCCAUGGGAUUCCUGACAGAGUCUUCAUUGACCGAACACAUUCAACAGACUCAUUGCACUUCAGCUGUGGGGAGCGGGGCAUCCUCUGGGGGAGCACUGGCUAAACUGGAAUCUCCUGUACUACAGUCUGCAUCCCAAUCAUUCAUGGAGGUUUACUCUUGCCCGUACUGCACCAACUCUCCAAUUUUUGGGUCACUCCUCAAGCUUACUAAGCAUAUAAAGGAAAACCACAAGAACAUUCCGUUGGCUAACAACAAGAGACAGGCAAAGGUAGCUGACCUUAGCCCCGCCUCCUCCGACGUGGAGAUCUCCUCCCCGAAACGCCACCGACUCGGAGGAGACUCCACACCUUCGGUAGGGAGCAACGGGGACUAUCCGUGCAACCAGUGUGAUAUGCGAUUUACCAGCUUUGAGGGCUUCCAAGCCCACCUGAAGUCACAUCUGGAGAUGCUUCUGAGGCGCCAGUCGUGUCCACAGUGUAACAAAGAGGACUUUGAAUCCCAGGAGGCCUUGCUGCAACACCUGACUGUGCACUACAUGACCACAUCCACUCAAUAUAUGUGUGAGAGCUGUGACAAACAGUUCUCCUCAGUGGAUGACUUGCAGAAACACUUGCUGGACAUGCACACCUUUGUGCUGUACCACUGUACACUCUGCCAGGAGGUCUUUGACUCCAAGGUCUCAAUACAGGUUCAUUUGGCAGUGAAGCACAGCAAUGAAAAGAAGCUAUUUCGCUGCACAGCCUGCGCAUGGGACUUCAGGAAGGAGACAGAACUUCAGCUCCACGUUAAGCAUAACCAUGUGGGCCAGAGGUCAGGCCUCCCAGGAGGGAUCGGUGCAGGUCUGAAGCCCAGGAAGUGCAUCUUCUGUGGCGAGACAUUUGGAACAGAAGUGGAGCUACAGUGUCACAUUACCACUCACAGCAAGAAGUUCACGUGUCGUUUCUGUGGCAAAUCCUUCCACGCCAUCUCACUGUUAGAAAGACACCUCAGGGAGAAACACUGCAUUUUCGAUGGGGGCAACAUCACCGGCAACGGAGGUGGCACGGGCAGCAGCGGCAGCCAGAAUGGCACCCCGAAUGGGCUGACUCAGUCAGUAAAGAGAGGAGGGAGCACAGGCGGUGGUGGUCCUGGUGCUGGCGAAAGGACGUCAGUGGCGACCGCAGAGCAGGCUGACCUUCAGAACAUGUUGUUGAAGAACAGCAACGCCAGUGGAGGAGGAGAAACGGCAAACAGUCACGAAGCCAGUGGGGGUGAGGAGGAGCUAGACAAUUCUGAGCCCAUGUACGCUUGCGACAUUUGUGGUGCAGCCUACACCAUGGAGUCCCUUCUUCAGAACCAUCGGCUGCGUGACCAUAACAUCCGACCAGGAGAAGAUGAUGCUGGCUCUCGGAAAAAGAAGGCCGACUUCAUUAAGGGGAACCACAAGUGCAACAUCUGUUCCAGAACUUUCUUCUCCGAGACCGGGCUUCGUGAACAUGCGCAGACGCACCGUGGACCCGCCAAGCAUUACAUGUGUCCAAUAUGUGGCGAACGAUUCCCCUCUCUGUUAACCCUUACAGAACACAAGGUGACCCACAGUAAGAGCCUGGACACAGGAACCUGUAGAAUCUGUAAGAUGCCCCUGCACAGUGAGGAGGAGUUUAUCGAGCACUGUCAGAUGCACCCCGACCUCCGAAACUCCCUUACGGGCUUCCGCUGCGUUGUCUGCAUGCAGACCGUUACUUCCACCCUAGAACUUAAGAUCCAUGGCACUUUCCACAUGCAGAAACUGUCCACUGGUUCCGCUCUUGGAGGAACUGGAGGGGGCUCUGGGAACGGCGGAGGGAACGGUUCAGCAUCUUCCUCUCCCAACGGGCAGCUGCAACAUCACAAGCUGUAUAAGUGCGCCUUCUGUCUAAAGGAGUUUAAAAACAAAGGAGAGCUGGUUAAGCUGGAUGUCAACGGCCUGCCUUAUGGACUUUGUGCCAGCUGCAUGAGCAGGGGUACUAACGGCCAGAGCCCCAACCAAGGAGGGGCUCUCACACCUGGAGACACACAGGGAGAGAAGCCUGUGACUGGGCUCAGGUGUCCUGAGUGCGGAGUGAAGUUUGAAAGCCUGGAAGACUUGGAGAACCAUGUCCAGACAGAUCACCCUGAUGUCAGCCCUGACACGAGUUUAGCGAGCAAGAAGCCUGAAGCUUCACCUGCGCCUAAGAAAAAGACCUACCAGUGUAUUAAGUGCCAAAUGACGUUUGAGACGGAACGAGAGAUCCAGAUUCAUGUUGCAAAUCACAUGAUCGAAGAGCCCACCUGUCGGCAAGAGGAGGGCAUCAAUCACGAGUGCAAGCUGUGUAACCAGAUGUUUGAUUCACCUGCCAAGCUGCUCUGCCACCUGAUAGAACACAGUUUUGAAGGCAUGGGAGGUACCUUCAAGUGUCCCGUCUGUUUCACAGUAUUUGUACAGGCCAACAAGUUGCAGCAGCACAUCUUUGCGGUCCACGGUCAAGAAGACAAGAUUUAUGACUGUUCGCAGUGUCCUCAGAAGUUCUUCUUUCAGACUGAACUGCAGCUGGCUGUGCUGGAAGUGAGGUCACUUCCUCCUUUGUGUAACAGCUUCCAACAGGGAGCUCGCACCUUUGCUGUGAAUCACAGGUGGGGUGGUGAGCACUGA